Molecule: messenger RNA, 984 nt
Organism: Anopheles aquasalis
Lineage: Eukaryota; Metazoa; Arthropoda; Insecta; Diptera; Culicidae
Source: RefSeq, a predicted model, not a curated record
AUGGUGGUGAAUUCAGUUCGUGGCGUCGUCUCGUACCUGGGUUCCGGUGCGGGUCCUCGUGAUGCUGUGCGUGCCCUCGACCGGACUCACCUGUCCGGCCGCUGGAAUCCGGCUGGAAUGUACGGUGGACCAUCGGGACCCUCGGUACCGCUAGGACCCGGCUACACGGCACUGGAUGGUGGCGGUGGUGGACCCUCUGGCGGCGGCGGUGGUGGUGGUGCCUUCUAUCAUCAUCCGGUGCACCAUCCGCUGGUGGGCGCUGCGGACAGUUCGCAAGGCUACGGGAUGAGGUUUAGUUCGGGUGAGGGAUACGGAGGAUACGGUGGCAUCAGCAGCAGCAGCAGCAGCAGCAGUGGCCACGGGGGUUACGAUUAUCAUCCACCACCACCGCCCAUCCACUCUCAGCCACCCAUCAUCCAUUCGCAUCCUCCCGUGCACCUGCUGGCGUCGUACUCGAGUGGUGGCCAUUCGUCGAUUGGUAAAUCGCAUCGCGGGAAGGGUGCGGCCCUGUCCGCGCUGACGCUGCUCGCCUUCCUCUACUUUCUCAAUAUGCUGCAGAGUUGCCUGAAGGAGCAUAUGACCACGAUGAAUCCGACGGUGAUGGUCAUGACGGCUGGUGCGACGCGCCGGAAGGACAUUGUAGUAGCCGUGACGGAGCAGGACCGUAGCUCGGACGAGAGUGUUGAGGAGGCGGAAGAGGACGCUGAUGAUCCGGUCGAUGGUGAGGCCAUCGAAAGGUUUGAAGCGAUCUCGCGUCGCUAUCAGCUCCUCACAUCAUCCAACCAAACACUCAACCCUUACGUCAAACCGUCAACACGCCCGACAAUGCGGAAAAGGAUAUCGGAAACAACUUCCCGGAACCAGCAGCAUCAGCAGGAGCAAUGGCGUCAACCAACAACAACCAGGAGUAGCAGACCAGCCAUCCGCUACGGACCGGAUCAUGCCGGAAGUGAUUGGCGCACGAGCGAACGCGGCCAACACUGA